Molecule: messenger RNA, 1715 nt
Organism: Musca domestica (house fly)
Lineage: Eukaryota; Metazoa; Arthropoda; Insecta; Diptera; Muscidae
Gene: Ttc19
Product: tetratricopeptide repeat protein 19 homolog, mitochondrial
Exons: 4
Coding region: 49-1062 (337 amino acids)
Biological process (GO): mitochondrial respiratory chain complex III assembly
Cellular component (GO): mitochondrial inner membrane
Molecular function (GO): protein binding
Source: RefSeq, a predicted model, not a curated record
AUGUUACUCCACUUCUAUUGGUGAGCUACUUGCAGUUUGAGCGUUACAAUGAGCUACCGAAUUUUACGUUGUUCGUGUUAUGUAAAAAGGGCAUUAUGCAUAAGGUUGAACACUCCGAAGAGCAAACGCAAUAUGUUUGUUCACAAAAAAAACAAUAGUAAUUAUAAAAUAGCAUCAUUCUUCUCAUUGUCCAUAAGUUUAUUUGGAUUUGGUUUGAAAGAUGAUGAAACUCCUGAGGAUAAACUUACUAACACUAUUAAACGUGCUAUUAUGAGUAUAAAUAACCAACAGUAUGAGAAAGCUGAACAGAUAUUACAUUUAGCUUUACGAAUGGCGCAGGACCUGCAGAGUAGAGAUGGGAUAACAUACGUAUACGAUGUUAUGGCUAAUCUUGCUUUGGAGAGAGAACAAUACGAAAAAGCUGAAAAAUUGUUUUCAGAAGUGAUGAAAAGGUUAUUAGAAGAAGGCUACCAGGAAGACAACCUUAAGGUUAUUCACAUCAGUUUAAAACUUGCGAACAUAGCGCAUCAUCUGGGCAAAGUAGAAAAAUCAAUGCUAGGAUUUAACUGGACUUUACCGAAAAUAGAGAAACGAGCUGAAUCAAAUCCCGAUGAUGUUGAAAUUAAAGAAAUAUUUGGAUUAGCAAAAUACUGGUUUGGUCAACUACUUAUAAAAACCAAUGAAUAUGAAAAGGCAAGACUUCAGUUAAUUUCCGCUUAUGAGUGCUUCAUUGAAAUUUAUGGCUUCAAAAACACGGAGAGUAUAACAAUUUUAAAUGACUUAAGCGUGGCAUGCGCAAAGUUAAAUAGACUCUCUGAAGCAAAAUCUUACAUUUUAACUGCAAUAAGACUAGCAAAAGUAUCUGAUGACUAUCAACAAGAAGCUAUACUUCAAAUCAACUUAGGUUUAAUCCUUUUACAAGAGGGGUUACUAAAUGACGCAAAACUGCAUUGUUCUCAAGCUUGGCGAUUGAGCAAAGAAACAAAAGAUUAUUCAGCAGUCAGACAAGCCGAAAUUUGUUUAAAUCAAAUAAAAAUACACGAGGUGAAACUCGAAAAAUAAACAAAUUACUAAACAGAAACUGAGCAGGGGGUUAAUUCUAGUUCUAUGAAAACGUAAAAUGAAAACGUUUCCGUUUCCGAUUCGAGUUCUACGAAAACGCACAAACAUAUGUUUUUAUUCUUUCAUGUGAAAGGAACGAUACAAAGUGAAACUUGUGUUUUCAUAUUAUGACAAAGUAAGCUAUUUCGAUUCUACGCAAUCAUGAAAAUUAAAUCAAAAAUAUUUUUUUAAAUAAAUUAAUUCUGUGAAAAUGGAAAAAUCGGUCCGUGUCGAAAGAGUCUCAGAAGAACAAAAGGAAUUUGUAAUAAAUUUCCUUGAAGAAGUAAGAAUAAUUUUACAAAAAAAUUAUGUGCGUGAAGAUAAAAACGAAUUUAACUAGCGAAGACUUAAACAGAUCAAAUACUGUAUAACAGUUAUAAUUCUCAGUGUAACAGAUUGGUGUGAAGUUAAAAACAAAUUUAAAUACUGGAUAACUACAAACUGAUAAAUUUAAAAAAAAUUUAAUAUACUAAAUAAAAUUCUCUGUAAAGUUAGCGAUCUUGAAGAGCCUGUACUGUCUACUCCAUGGAACCCAUAUUACUAUUUGUUUUUAGGCUUACCUUUUUUUUGCCUUCGAGCCUUUUUAUAGUUUAAUAAAAAUAUUUUUUGUUUAA